Molecule: messenger RNA, 1086 nt
Organism: Closterium sp. NIES-65
Lineage: Eukaryota; Viridiplantae; Streptophyta; Zygnematophyceae; Desmidiales; Closteriaceae
Source: the annotation of a GenBank genome assembly
AUGCUCUCCCUGUUAAUCCCCCCCCCCCCCCUCUCUCUCUCUCUCUCUCUCUCUCUCUCUCUCUCUCUCUCUCUCUCUCUCUCUCUCCCCAUCACCUCCCUCCCCUUCUCACCUUCUCCCCCUCUCCCCAUUGUGUUCCCCACUCCCCCAUCAACCCCCCGUUCCCCUCUCACCUUCUCCCCCUCUCCCACCCGUUGUGUCCCCUACUCCCUUUUCCAACACACGCCUUCCCGACCGCUACCCGCCCCGCUUCUUCUCCCAUAUCAGAUCUGGAUAUUUGAUUCGGUGGACGACAACCCUCGUCUCUUGCGCUACCCGCACAGGACACAGCUCGCCGCCCUGCUGCAUCAAGUACUACAGGAACGGACGCCACAUUCUCAUCACGUUCCUCCCAUCACACCCUAUCACACUCCAUCCCACACCACCAUCACAUCUCACCCGAUCUCACCCGAUCUUACCGCAUCGCACCGCAUCCCACCCAACGCCAGGUACUACAGGAACGGCCGUCACAUUCUCUCGGCUGGGCUCGACAGAAGCUUCCGCAUCUUCUCCACCGUUCAGGACCAGCAAAGCCGGGAGUUAUCGCAGGGAAACUUUGAGAAGAGAAUGAAGAAAAUGAUGAUGAAGGAGGAGAAGCUAAAGCUCUCCAAGGUGGUCUGCAUUGACGCUGCUGAGGUGCGGGAGAGGGACUGGGCGAACGUGUCAGCACGGCACCGCGUGGCGUACCAGUGGAGGAAGAAGCGAGCAAUGCAUCCCCUCUCUCUUCCCCCUCCCUGCCCAACCCACCAGGUGUGUGCGGCCAGCAUGUGCGGCAACUUCGCCCUGGUAGGCACCUCCUCGGGUCAUCUGCACCUCUUCCACCUGCAGUCAGCACGGCACCGCGUGGCGUACCAGUCAGAGAAGAUGCAGUACAGCCCGGCACAUGGCGGCAUGGUGACUGGCGCUGCUAUUGACGCACUCAACAGGCACAGCAUCAGCUGCGGCAGAGAUGGGCGUGUCAAGGUGAGUAAGAGAACUGGCAGGCAGCAUGGAACUGUUUUUCUCUCUCCUCCUCUCUCACCGAGUGGCGUCCAGAAGAUGCAGUAG